Molecule: messenger RNA, 1452 nt
Organism: Nematocida minor
Lineage: Eukaryota; Fungi; Microsporidia
Product: general transcriptional corepressor CYC8
Exons: 1
Coding region: 1-1452 (483 amino acids)
Biological process (GO): regulation of gene expression
Molecular function (GO): protein binding; chromatin DNA binding; RNA polymerase II cis-regulatory region sequence-specific DNA binding
Source: RefSeq, a predicted model, not a curated record
AUGGACAACGAUACUAAGAUUAAUCCUGCACAAGAAAGCUGGAAAGAUCUGCCGGGAAUGGAAAGUGUCCCACAGAUGCCCAGAAAAACAUCCAUGGAUCUCUACACACGGCUUCUCUUGGACAACGAAGCCUCUUGGAUUGCUAUGGCGAAUUUAUUCAGAGAGUGCAACAUGGAAAAGAAUAUUUGUUUUGCAUACGAAAAAGCGCUGGCCAACAACCCUCUCUCAAGAGACGCGCUCGCAAUGCUGGGGCCCAUCUACAUAAGAAGAAGAGAGUUCAUGAAAGCGCUGGACGUGUUUCUCCGUUUGUACAAACUGUCGCAUGGAGAAGAUAUACAAAUAGCCAUUAACAUCGCAUACUGCUAUCUCAUGCUCGACCGUUUUUUGGAGAGUUUGGCGUGGUACAAAAUGGUAUCUAAAAACGCCUCCCAAAUCAAAGAGAGGAAAGGAUUUUUGUGGUACGGCGUUGGCGUGUUCUACGAAAGAAUAAAUAAUUUGCAAAUCGCAGAAGAAGCGUACGCGGCUUCCAUUAAAAUAGACCACACAUCUGAGUACAUACCAGAGGUUUAUUUUAGGCUUGGAGUAACGUACAAGAAAAAGGGCGCACUAACCGCUGCCAUGGACUGCUUUGAGUAUCUUCUUCACAACAUUUCAUCAAAAAGCCACAACCCCACAAAGGACGACGUUCUGGUGCAGAUAGCACACGCCAACGAGCUGCACUCCAGAGAGUCAGAGGCCAUUGACAUCCUCAAGGGCGUAACACAGCUGAAUCCUCGGCACGAGAAAGCAUCGAUGCUUCUUGCGUGGCUGUACUACAAGGAGCGCAACUGGCUGAGCGCCAGGGAUGUUCUGAAGUCGCACCGCCCUGAAGCUCUUUCUGCUUUUUCCUGGUAUCUCUUGGCUCGAACAGAACAAAAGCUGGAGAACUACGAAGACGCGUACCGGUGCUACCACUAUGCGCUAAAGCAGGACAGCCAAAACCACAUAUACUGGAACAGUCUGGGAGUGCUCUACUUCAAUCUUUCGCAGUUUGAAGAUGCAAUGCGGUCUUUCAAGGAAGCAAGAAAACACAACCCAGGAUACAUAGAAGCAGUGUACAAUCUAGGCGUGGUGUACGAGCAGUUUGAAAGCGCUUUGGGAAGUGCUCUGGAAAUAUACGAAGAAGCAAUAUCCAUAUUCCCGGAAGACAGGCUGGUGCUGGAGAGAAUAGAAGAGCUGGAAGAGAGGAACUCUGGAAAUAUCUCAGAGGAGAAAUAUUGUGCGCCCGAGCUGCCCCUUCGUGACGUUCUCCCCAAUCCAGGGAAAACGCCGUAUUUUCUGGCGCACGCUCUUUUAGGAUACAGGCCAACUGGAUUUAUUUUUUCAGCUGCUGAAAAAGAGGAAAUUGAGAAUCUCGCUGACGUUCUCCACUCGGAGUCAGACUACACCCAAGAAACAGACGAAAAAGAAUAA